AAUAGGUGCAGAUGCCUCGCAUUCCGCCACCCGCCGGCCGCCUGUCGCCAUGACGACGAGCGCCUUGGGUACGCUCGUCGGCUGCAACACCACCUGCCUCUGGACGGGCCACAAUGGCGACGUCGUUGACAGCGCGCGCCUGGCCGAGAUCAUGCUCGCCAACGACACGUCGGCGGCAGCGGCGCGCAACCUGCAGUCGCACAUGGGUUACAUCCAAGAGGUGCAGCGCCAUGCGAGCGCGAUGGGCCAAGUGCUUGACAUUUCUCUCGGCGUCAACCCACGCCACUUGCUCCUGCCGGCAACCAUCGACGAGGACCCGGCCGAGAUGGUGCUCGAGUACUACCUUCGCAGCCCGCGGCGCCUUCAAGCUAGCACAUUACAGCCAAGUCUCAACUGGUGCAGCGAGUCGAAUCCCACUGGGCGCUCUGUCUGCGGCGAUAUCAAGAGCCAGAAGCUGUGCGGGUCGUGCUGGGCGUUCGCUGCCACGGACCUCAUCGAGACGGCAGUCGCAAUCGCGGGCAACGCGACGCCCGUCUCGCUCUCGACGCAGCAGCUUUUGAGCUGCAGCAAAGGGCCCCAAGUCCAUACGUUUCACUACUGCUUUGCCUCGUCCAAGACCGUACCGACUUGGCUGUCACCCAUGAAGCAAUGGAAUGCGACCAACGACGGGUGUGGUGGCGGCAUGACGCAGAACGCGCUGACAGACGCUGUGAGCAAGAUCAAGAACCUCGCGUCACGCUUGACGUGGCCCGACGAUGACGCGUCGUCGUCAUCCCGCAGUCCAUACUCGUGCGCGCAGCUGCCCGACGAUAGCUCCGCCGCCCACAUUACGGGGUGGGAGCCCGCGGUCAGCGGAAAUUCGUGUGCCAACACGAGCGACCCGACACGGCUCUUGCAAGACGCACUUGCGACCGGACCGUUGGCGGUCGCGAUGCACGCCCAGGGCCUCUUCCCCGAGUACAAGGGCGGUGUGUUCCGAUGCCCCAAGAUCACCAACUCGGACAUGAUCGACCACGCACUGCUUCUGGUCGGGUAUGGCUACAGCAGCGGCCAGCCGUACUGGAUUCUGAAAAACUCGUACGGCGCCGGGUGGGGCGUCAAUGGCUUCAUGCACCUCGCGGCCGACGACGACAUCAACUGCGGCCUCAACAUCUUUCCCAUCCGCGUCCUCGGCGCGUCCCGGGGCGCGUCGGUCCUGCGCGUCGACGGCGGCGGCGACCUCGACUUUGGCGGGCUCACCUUCGCGGCGUGGCUCGGCAUCGCGGUGACAUUUGCUAUCGGGACGCUCCUCGCGACGAUUGUGGGUGUGCGCAUUGCGCUCAAGCGCCGGGCCAACAUGCACCGCUGCUGACCGGUGGCCGACAUGAGCGCGACUGUACAUCGUAUUUGCGCUGUGUGUCGUAAUGAAAAUAACCUGGCUGCCAGCGAGCGAUCUUCCAUCCAGGGACUCGUAU
Messenger RNA from Saprolegnia diclina VS20, 1454 nucleotides. RefSeq lists its product as hypothetical. Gene Ontology annotation, molecular function: cysteine-type endopeptidase activity. The transcript is spliced from 2 exons. Bases 50 to 1351 code for a protein of 433 amino acids. The record is from RefSeq and is a predicted model, not a curated record. Gene Ontology annotation, cellular component: lysosome. NCBI's taxonomy places the organism in Eukaryota, Oomycota, Saprolegniomycetes, Saprolegniales, Saprolegniaceae.